Messenger RNA from Morone saxatilis (striped sea-bass), 1485 nucleotides. RefSeq names its product synaptic vesicular amine transporter-like. Gene Ontology annotation, biological process: transmembrane transport; aminergic neurotransmitter loading into synaptic vesicle. The transcript has 16 exons. Gene Ontology annotation, molecular function: serotonin:sodium:chloride symporter activity. Gene Ontology annotation, cellular component: terminal bouton; synaptic vesicle membrane. Bases 1 to 1485 code for a protein of 494 amino acids. The record is from RefSeq and is a predicted model, not a curated record. NCBI's taxonomy places the organism in Eukaryota, Metazoa, Chordata, Actinopteri, Moronidae.
AUGGACUUACUUGCCUGGCUGAGACAGGAGGCCCAGCUGAAGAAGAUGGCCCUGGUUAUUGUGUUCAUCGCCUUGUUCCUGGAUCACAUGCUGCUGUCAGUGAUAGUGCCAAUCCUUCCAAGUUACCUGUACAGGACUUCCCAGGCUACCUCUACCACUUCUGGGAACAACACUGAAACAAUGGUCGGUCCUCCUCUCAUCCACUCACUCAGUAACCAAUCAGGAAUUCUGGGCUCCACGUUUGCACCUCCAAACCAGAAUCCAGCUUUCCCCAUUGAUCCCACCGUGGCCAAAACAUCUCCUGAUUGCUCUGGAGCUGGUGCUCAGCUGGACGAAGUAAACAUCAAAGUAGGACUGUUGUUGGCCUCAAAAUCCACCAUACAGAUUAUCAUUAACCCCUUCAUUGGGCCACUUACUGACAGGAUUGGAUACCACAUCCCAAUGUGUGCUGGUUUCUGCAUAAUCAUCAUGGCGACCACCUUGUUUGCCUUUUCAUCGAGCUACGUGUUACUGCUGCUUGCCAGAUCAGUGCAAGGUGUAGGUGGAUCCUGCUUGUCUGUGGCAGGAAUGGGUAUUCUCGCUGAUCUGUACAAAGACGGUGAGGAGAGAGGCCGUGCGAUGGGCAUAUCCUUCACUGGUUUGGCCUUAGGAUUGAUAGCGGGUGCUCCAUUUGGCAGCGUGAUGUAUGAGUUUGUGGGGAAGAUGGCUCCAUUCCUGGUCCUAGCUGUCAUCGCCGUGUUGGGCGGAGGUUUACAUUUCCUCAUCUUUCAACCAUCGCGGAUAAAAUCAGAGAUGGAAAAAGGGACUCCACUGCUGACUCUCCUGAAGGAUCCAUACAUACUCAUUGCUGCUGGAGCCAUAUGUUUUACAACUCUGGUUGUUGCCACAAUAGAGACAGCCCUUCCUAUCUGGAUGAUGAAGACCAUGUGUGCUAGCAAAUGGCAGCUAGGCGUUGUCUUCUUGUCAGACAGCAUAUCCUACCUCAUCGCAUCCAACAUCUUUGGUCACCUGUCACAAAAACACAAUGGAAGUUGGCUAUGUGCAUGUAUUGGAAUGAUCCUGGCCGGAAUAACCACCAUUUCUUUUGGAUUCUCAAAGAACAUCUAUCAUGUGAUUGUUCUGAACGCAUUUGUUGGCCUCUCAGUUGGCAUAGUGGACUCCUCAAUAAUGCCUCUCAUGGGUUUUUUGGUAGACCUGCGGUAUGUGCCAGUAUACGGUACAAUUUAUGCUAUUGCUGAUGUUGCAAUCUGCAUUGGAUUCUGUGUAGGUCCAGCUAUUGCAGGUCCAAUAGUUGCAUCCAUUGGCUUUCCCUGGCUCAUGGCCAUAAUUGGAACAGUAAAUAUAAUCUUCGCUCCACUCUGUAUCUUCCUUUUUCGUCUAUCUCGGCAGGACGAACAUUUGAGUUUCCGUGGCAAUGACUGUGAUCGUACCAACAAUGACAAUCUCUAUCGCAAGUUUUACCCCUGGAUGAUUUGUACCUACUGA